AUGGUUAAAAGUUUUUGCAUCUAUCUAUUGCAAUCUGUUCAUAUCUAUCUAUUAAACCUGUUAUUCUAUCUAUCUAUCUAUCUAUCUAUCUAUCUAUCUAUCUAUCUAUCUAUCUCAGUCUGUUCAAUCUAUCUAUCUCAGUCUGUUCAUUCUAUCUAUCUAUCUAUGCAUUUAAUUCCUGAAAAAGAGAAUUCGGGAAUUAUCAUAAACUCCUUCAACACACACACACAAAUUCUUUUUGCAUCUAUCUAUUGCAAUCUGUUCAUCUAUCUAUUACAACCUGUUAUUCUAUCUAUCUAUCUAUCUAUCUAUCUAUCUAUCUAUCUAUCUAUUACAACUUGUUUCUAUCUAUCUAUCUAUCUAUCUAUCUAUCUAUCUAUCUAUCUAUCUAUCUAUCUAUCUGGCCUCAGACUCAGCCACAGAGAAUUGUUUUUUCUUUCUUUCUCUCUUUCUAUGAAUCUUUAUCUUUUUUAUUUUCGUAUUCUCUCUUUAUUUAUUUAUUUCCCCUUCACAUAUUCUUUCUUUCUUUUCUUUCUUUCUUUCUUUCUUUCUUUCUUUCUUUCUUUCUCAUAUAUUUUUUCUUUCUUCCUACUAAGAAAUAUUUCGCAUUCUCUUCCACGUAGUCUUUCUUUCUUUCUUUCUUUCUCACAUAUUCUUUCUUUCUUACUUUCUUUCUUUCUUUCUUUCUUUCUUUCUUUCUUUCUUUCUUUCUACCAUGAAAUUCUUCGCAUUGUCUUCGACUCUUUCUUUCUUUCUUUCUCACAUAUUCUUUCUUUCUUUCUUUCUUUCUUUCUUUCUUUCUUUCUUUCUUUCUUUCUCUCUACCAUGAAAUUCUUCGCAUUGUCUUCGACGUAUUCUUUCUUUCUUUCUUUCUUUCUUUCUUUCUUUCUUUCUUUCUUUCUUUCCCCUUCACAUAUACGUGUCUUUAGUCCUUCUUAG
Messenger RNA from Acanthosepion pharaonis, 939 nucleotides. The record is from the annotation of a GenBank genome assembly. NCBI's taxonomy places the organism in Eukaryota, Metazoa, Mollusca, Cephalopoda, Sepiida, Sepiidae.